Messenger RNA from Manihot esculenta (cassava), 2300 nucleotides. Its product is annotated as FRIGIDA-like protein 4a. The transcript is spliced from 3 exons. Lineage: Eukaryota; Viridiplantae; Streptophyta; Magnoliopsida; Malpighiales; Euphorbiaceae. The coding region runs from base 446 to 1999 and encodes 517 amino acids. The record is from RefSeq and is a predicted model, not a curated record.
AGAGACCGCCGAUGACUUUACUUUAUCUGACUCCUCCCAUGUGGUGGUCAGUGGUGCUGCUGCUUCCCCACCACCAUCACCACCACCAUUCUCCCCCUUUUCAUUUCCACUUCUUCUUUUCUCUUUGUUUUUUAAGACCCAAUUUCGGUUUCUGCGAAAGUUAUCCCCCUCUUGUCCUCUACUCCAUCCUAAUAUCCUACGCAUCCACUGCGCACUCUAGGUUCUCCCCUCCCCUCUACUGCCUUUCCCCUCUUAAUUAAUAGUCGCCAUUACACGUGUCUUGUCUUCGUCUUUCCACGUCAUCUCUACUCUUCUUCUUCUUCUCUCCACUUCUACUUGUUUUUGCUUUUUUCUCUUUGCUUUUCUCUCUAGGGUUUCUCUCUUUUCUUUUUUUCCUUCUUUUUUCAGCUGCUGGGUUACUUCCGGUGCCCGUUUCUCACCAGCCAUGGGGUCGAUCCCCGAUCCAGGCGAGUUAGCCGAGUUGACUCCCCCCAGCUUCGACGACUUCCAGCGUCAGACCUCGCUUAUGACAAGCUGUACUCUUCUCUGGAAGGAGCUUUCUGACCACAUCACCUCUCUCGAGCAGAACCUCCAGAAGAAAUCGGAAGCUCUCAAGCACAAAUUCCAGACCCUAGACCAUGAUACCAAGGCCACGCUCGCGUCCCUCAAGAAGCGUGAGGUUACUAUUGACGGAAGCGUGGAGAUCGCGCUCGAGCGCGUGGAGGAACAUAGAGAAGCCGCUUUCAAGUCCCUCGAGAACUCGGAUCAUCCUGAUGGCGAGGUGGAUGACGGUGAUGGGCUGUUACAGCUGCUGAAAUCCUUUUGCUUGAAAAUGCACUCAAGGGAGUUCUGGAAGUUUGUAAUUACCAAGAAAAAGGAACUUGAUGUUUUGAGGAGCCAAAUUCCGUUGGCUUUAGCGGAAUGUGUGGAUCCUGCUAGGUUUGCCCUGGAAGCGAUUUCAGAGGUCUUUCCCGUGGAUAGGAGAGGAGAGAGGACUGAGAAAGGAAAUGAUUUGGGAUGGGCUUGUGUGCUGAUUCUGGAAAGCUUGAUACCGGUUAUGGUAGACCCCGUGAUAGGCAAGUCCAGGCUGUUAGUGACGCCGAGCGUGAAGGAAAAAGCCAAGGAGAUUGCGGAGACUUGGAAGAGAAGUCUGGAAGAGCGUGGUGGGAUUGAGAAUGUGAAAACCCCUGAUGUGCAUACCUUCUUGCAGCAUUUAGUCACUUUUGGGAUUGUGAAGAAGGAGGAUGUGGAUUUGUACAGGAAGCUCGUUGUUGGGUCUGCUUGGCGCAAGCAGAUGCCUAAGCUUGCUGUCUCGCUUGGUUUGGGUGAUAAAAUGCCUGAUAUGAUCGAAGAACUAAUUAGUAGGGGACAGCAGCUUGAUGCUGUGCAUUUUACUUAUGAAGUUGGUCUUGUGGACAAGUUCCCCCCUGUUCCAUUGCUUAAAGCAUUUUUGAAGGAUGCAAAGAAGGCUGCAGCUUCUAUUUUGGAGGAUCCCGAUACUGGUCGAGCUGCGCACCUUGCUGCCCGAAAGGAGCAGUCGGCUCUCCGGGCUGUUAUCAAGUGUAUUGAAGAAUACAAACUUGAGGCUGAGUUCCCACCAGAGAAUCUCAAGAAACGCCUUGAACAGUUAGAGAAGGCCAAGACUGAGAAGAAAAGGCCGGCUGCAGUUCCUGCCAACAAAAGAACACGUGCCAGCAAUGGUGGCCCAAUGCCUCCAGCCAAGGCUGGCCGUCUGACAAAUGCUUACGUAUCAUCUUUCCCUGCGCCCCCAACAUUUAUCAGGUCUCCCCCGCACGCUCAAUAUCCUACUGGCAUACCAGCAUAUCCUUCUCCAGCAGCUGUUUAUGGCAGCAGGAGCCCUCAAUCUCCAUAUGCGUACUCACCAGAGGCAGCUGCUCCCAUGGCCGGAUCAUAUGCUUCAGCUCCUUUAAAUUAUCCUGCAUACGGAGGCUAUGGUAACGGUUUUGCUCCAGCUUAUCAGCAGGCUUACUACCGAUAAACAUGACUACUUGUUGAAGACGGUAACCACUGAUAUGUUGACCCCAAUCUCGUUUGCUUUCUCAACUGGCUUGUUUGUAAUCGCUAACCUUUUUAAUGGUAGCGAUCUGUGUGUGUUAAUUAUAACUUUCUACUUCUUGCUGUAUCAUGGUAAGAAGCUGUAUUUCUGAUAUUGAUCAAACUGUAGAACUAGGUACUUGUGAAAGUAAAAUCCUGAUGGAAACAUAACAAUGUUGAUGUACUAAAACUUCGACCCCUGUUAUUAGGGUUAGUUGUAGAAAAGCUGUUCCUUGCUGUUUUAA